AUGAGGAACAAGAGCGUGGCUCACGGCGAAUUUGGGAGUCAUAGAGCCAGCGUCGACGAAGCGCCAAGCAGGCUAUCCUCGGAUUUCGGACCCCAGGAAGAUGUUCGCCUUCUAGACCUUCGUCGGGAUCGCUCUCCAGCCAACCACUCGAAAACCAAAUCCACAAUUGGGGGGUUUGAAGCUCCCAAGACCUCCACGACAUCUUAUCAGUCUGCCGUCCAUGUUCCCCCAACGCCUAAGCCAGCAUGGCGUCCAUUUUGGCUGCGAUAUUAUAUUCUCGUCCUCUUUUUUAUUCUCUUUCUUUGCUGCACGGUAGCACUUCCUUGCAUGUUGCUUUACUCGGACAGACUCAGGGGCUUGGGCGAAGUCGAUAGAGAAUUUGUCAGGUCAUGGAGAUUUGGUGCAACGGCUUUUCUUACACUUGUCGCGGCAUUCUGGGCUCGAGUGGAACUACAAAUAUUACGAUAUACGCCGUGGACAUCUCUACAAUCAGACCAGGUCCUCAAUCAACCGGCUUCCUCCUUGGACUACACAGCCAUGAUCGUGCCUGUCGCGCUGGUUCAUUCGUGGAAGCAGAGGCAUUUUUUCGUCUUCAUCGUGAUUAUCGUCUCUAUCAUGACCAAAAUCCAAGUGGUACUGUCACCUGGGUUGUUCUACCUGGACGACGUGCGGUCGACACGGGAUACCGAGCUUCAGAUCCUCACGUCGUUCGCCGCCACUGAAAGGUCCAGCGCACCAGUAACAGGCUCCAACAAUUCCGCUACGGCUCCAUGGUACAACGCCCGGGCUCUCUCCGCGUUCAACAUGUCGUAUCCCUUUGGAGUCACUAAUCAAGCAGCGUACCAAACAUUCGACGAUCGCGGGACUAUCGAUUCGCCCAUCACCGUCGUUGUGGAUGCUCUGUUUACGGACAUCCAAUGCAUUGAAUCGGAAAGCUACGAAACCCAAUGGGUUGGCGAACCGCCCGAGACCGAAACGGGGACCACAGAUUACAAUGUGACUUUGACGGUGCGAUUCCCAGACUGUGAUGAGCCCGUCUCCAUCAAGCAUAAUUUUACUCUCCCUGUCCAAAACGUCACUAUGUGGUCUAUCGAACCGCAGACAAAAGCCCCGCACCUUUGCCCGAAACUGUCAAAGCAGUAUGAUCAAGUUGUAUAUCUCGCGGCGCUCUACGAGAGAUCGGCAAAAAGGGCAUCGGCUGUUGAGCUAUCAGCCCUCGGCGCAGUGAUAUGCGCACCCAGCGCCUGGGUAUCCAAGGUGGAGAUUGCCGAUGAUGGUGCCAGGCCGAACAUGACGGUGGUGCCGGAUCAAAACAAGAAUCCCAUCGACGUAAAUCUAUGGAAUAUCCUCCCGGGCGUUGUUCCCGCCUUCACGGGCUUUUGGGCACCCAAUGAAUCUUUCAGCCAAGACCUAGCCUACGGCCCCGCGUUGGCAGAAGCGUCGUUUCGAGGUGCAGACAUGUACCAUCUAGAUCGAUCAGUUUUCCGCAGUGAUACAUUGCACCGCGUUAUUACAAACCUCACGGAAACAGUUGGACCCAUGAUUUCUCAUCAUCACUUACGAGUUCCGGACAACGCUCGCAUAUCUGGUAAAAGGGUCAUAGUGAUGUCCAACCAGGUCAAGGUAACCAGAGCCAUCUGUAUUGCCAUGACGGUCAUGUUCGCCCUUUCAGCCGGAUUUGCAUUGUCCUUGGCAAUCCAUGUGCGACGCAGAUUUCAACCCUGGCACAGGAACCCCUCUACGGUGUUGGGAGCCUUGAUCUUUUUCAACGCAGACCAAAGAAACGCUCCCGUCAAACAUCCCAAAGCCGAUAGUAAAUUUGCCUGGAGCCAUUCUACAUUCUCGCCAAUCCAGUUAACCACAUGGCUUCGAAGCCUAUUCCUCGUCUACGCUUUGGCACUUGUCAUUGCACUUGCGGUUACCUUGAGCAUUUCUGAGUCAUCCAAUGGCUUGGUCGAUGUGAAAGAAGGCACACCGGCACUUUCGUGGAUGCUGGUCCCUGCAGUUGCGCUUUUCAUCGUGAGUCUUUACGCCUCAGCGUCCGACACGGCCGUACGAGACAGGGCUAUACUUUCCAAACUAUCAUCAAGACCAUGCACCGCACCAGAACUGGAUAUGUCAUUGUUAGACAUGCUUGGUGUUCGAGCGUUAUACCACUCGUUGAAGUCCAAAAUAUUUGCUGUUACUCUAACGCAGAUACUUGCAAUUUGCUGUGGCGUCUUGACGCCAUUGUCUUCUAUUCUCUUCACCGUAAAGAAUAUCUCUGAGGUAGAAGAUGUCGCAAUCGAACAGGACAGCUGGUUCGGAGUUCGUCGUCAGGCGGCCACUUCGUUCAAUGUUUGGGAUACUUGGCGCGUGCAAGAGGACAUGGGCAGUUUGAUGAUGUUUCAAAAUUCGUCUGAAUUGAGGUAUCCGGAAGGAACUUAUCGCGAUUUGGUAUAUCCUGUUGUCAAACUCAACGACGCAGUUCAAGACUGGACCGGUAAUGUAUCAGUCCAGUUGACCCUUCCUGCCGCCAGACUGUGGCCAGAUUGUUUUCAACUCCGUAGUUUCGAGGCGAAUCCUGAUUACGAACUGGCUGACGAGGAACACAUCAUCGCCAGCUAUCCAGAGCGCAUCGUCUGUCCCAACAGGCCUAGCCAAGCGACGUUGACCAGAGAUAUCCGCAUAGCAUUGGGAAACGAGACUAAUCCAAGAUACUUCGCGAAAAUAAUGAGCCCGCAAGAUUACGCACUCUUGGUUCGAAAGCUGUGCGAAGAGGAUGACGACGAGAAUAAGAACGACAUGCCUUGGACUGUGGAAACAUUUAUGUGGGGUGCCAUUUCCGACUCGAAGAAAAGCUUCGAUCAUAUCGAGGGUUGGCGAUGCAAUUACACUUGGACCGAAGUCCCCACACAAUUCACAUACCGUUCUUCUAAUAAUCAGGCGCAGCUCGAUUAUGGCAGGCCGCCCAUUUCCGAUGAGACCAAGGCCAAGCCCUGGGAGCCGUACUUUAGUGCCCCUAACAUGGACUUUCUCCAGCCUGACUUUUCCAUUCAAAAUUCGCAAGCGGCCGUGGUGGACGAAGCUUUUGCACCUCUAAUCAAGCCAUUCGGUCCCCUGGGGCUGGAUGAGUUUGGCGACUCAAACAAGACGGACUAUAUUCUCAACACCAUACACUUCCGUCGAGCCAUAAUCGCUGCUCAAUACGCCAACGUCAAGAACCGGCUGAAGUUGAAUGACACUUCAGACACGGAGCCCACAAACCAUCCAACCAUCUCGCCUAGCAAUGGGUCCGUCACCAGGACCAACAAACGUCGGUUGGUACAAAAUUUAGGGGUCACCAUUGCCAUUGUCGCGAUCCUGACCCUUGCUUUCAUUGGCAACCUAUGGGCACUGGGCUCUACAAUGAUGAAACGAUUCUUCGGAGUUCAAUCAGACUUCCUUCUCGACCUCAACAUGAAGGGUGUUUGUCCAGACGAAUUCAACAGCCUCGUUUCAUGGCAAACUCUUCUCUAUGGAGCGGCUGGAUCAACUGUACUGCCGCGAGAUUCACAGUACAUGUCCUCUACCCAGACUUGCAAGGAGCUUGGAGGUAGUAAUUUCCAAAUGGGGUGGUUCUAUCAAAAUGAUUUGAAGGAGAAACAUUUUACAAUUGGGAGUUUGAACGACCCAGAUUCCGAGUACAUGGGGAGAUUUGAAAGAUAG
Molecule: messenger RNA, 3687 nt
Organism: Clonostachys solani
Lineage: Eukaryota; Fungi; Ascomycota; Sordariomycetes; Hypocreales; Bionectriaceae
Source: the annotation of a GenBank genome assembly